AUGACAGACUAUAACUUUGGUUUAGAUGCAGAUUUAGCAAAUAAAAGAGUUGCAUUAUAUGAUAAAGAUUUAGAAAACGAUACCAGAUCUUGGAUUGAAUCACUCAUUGGUGAAAAAAUUAAUGGAGAUUUAAUGGCUGCAUUAAAAUCUGGUGUUAUCCUUUGCAAAUUAGGUAACAAGAUUGCCCCAGGAUCAUGUAAAUCAUCACCAUCAUCAGCACCAUUCGUUCAAAUGGAAAACGUUAAUAACUUUUUAAAUCUCUGUAAAAAACAAGGUGUUGCAACUACUGAUCUUUUCAUGACUGUUGAUUUAUAUGAAGGAAAGAACCCAAAUCAAGUUAUUCAAGGUCUUCAAGCACUCAAAAGAAUAACUUCAGGUGGUGGUAAACCAACUACAACUGCUAAAUCAGCUCCAACACCAUCUACUAUUUUUGAAACAACCUCAAAGAAUACUACAAGUUUUUGUUCACAAUGCGGUACCAAAGCCGUCAGUGGGGCUCGUUUCUGUGGUAGUUGCGGUACUGCCAUUUAA
Molecule: messenger RNA, 531 nt
Organism: Dictyostelium discoideum AX4
Lineage: Eukaryota; Evosea; Eumycetozoa; Dictyosteliales; Dictyosteliaceae
Exons: 3
Coding region: 1-531 (176 amino acids)
Biological process (GO): actomyosin structure organization
Molecular function (GO): actin binding
Source: RefSeq, a predicted model, not a curated record